UCCUCUCAGCUCUCUCUCAUCCUUAUCCUUGAAGAAGCUUUUUUUCUUGUGCCCCAGAGACCAUGGCUGCUCCACUCUCACUCUCAUCAAAUCCUCUCACCUCUCGCCAUUGUUACCGUCUCCACUUCCCUUCCACUUCAUUCAAGGGAAGUGUAAGCGUUUUGGGAGCAAACCCAAGUCAGAUUAUUUCUCUCAAACUCAACCAAAAGGUUGAAAAAACCAGAAAGCAAUUUGGGAGACCACUCGUUGUGGCAAGCCAAACGGCGGCUACGUCGUCGGAGGGAGCAGUAGCUCCGGAGAGAUUCCGUUUGAAUAAUCUUGGACCUCAACCUGGUUCGAGAAAGAGGCAAAAGAGAAAAGGUAGAGGUAUCUCUGCAGGACAAGGAGCGAGUUGUGGUUUUGGUAUGAGAGGUCAGAAAUCAAGAUCCGGUCCUGGGAUUAUGAGAGGUUUCGAAGGUGGUCAAACUGCUCUUUAUCGCCGUCUUCCUAAACUUAGAGGAAUCGCCGGAGGUAUGCGUUCAGGAUUACCCAAAUACUUACCCGUUAAUAUCAAAGACAUCGAAACAGCUGGAUUUCAGGAGGGAGAUGAAGUUUCAUUGGAGUCACUGAAGCUAAAGGGUUUGAUCAAUCCUUCUGGGAGGGAAAGGAAACUUCCUCUCAAGAUUUUGGGUACCGGAGAACUAAGCAUGAAGCUCAACUUCAAAGCUCGUGCCUUCUCGACACAAGCAAAAGAGAAACUUGAAGCUUCAGGAUGUACACUCACUGUGUUGCCCGGAAGGAAGAAAUGGGUUAAGCCUUCGGUUGCAAAGAACCAAGCACGAGCAGAUGAAUACUUUGCCAAGAAGAGAGCUGCAGCAGCAGCAGAAGCAACAACUUCAGAGCCUGCAGCUUCUGCUUAAUAUUACUUCAUUUUCAAGCUCCUUGUUAACGUUGUAAAGCUGCAGAAGAGAUCAAUUGUGUUUAUGAGAAGGCGUUUAACUUUAAUUACAAUGCGUUUAGUCUUUUUGUAUGGUGAAGUUAUUUUAAUAUUAUGUUGAUUAAGAGUUUAUUAUCAGAGAGAUUUGUGAACGGUAUAAAUUAUUUUGUUCCUCAAUAGUCGAAACUUUUUUUUUCAAUC
Camelina sativa (false flax) is the source of this 1117-nucleotide messenger RNA. RefSeq names its product large ribosomal subunit protein uL15c. Gene Ontology annotation, biological process: translation. The record is from RefSeq and is a predicted model, not a curated record. Gene Ontology annotation, cellular component: ribosome; cytosolic large ribosomal subunit. Gene Ontology annotation, molecular function: structural constituent of ribosome. Lineage: Eukaryota; Viridiplantae; Streptophyta; Magnoliopsida; Brassicales; Brassicaceae.